This is a messenger RNA of Oldenlandia corymbosa var. corymbosa, 348 nucleotides long. NCBI's taxonomy places the organism in Eukaryota, Viridiplantae, Streptophyta, Magnoliopsida, Gentianales, Rubiaceae. The record is from the annotation of a GenBank genome assembly.
AUGCCCACGAAAGGAUGGCCUAGUAAGAUACACAGGGAUUUUGGAGAGUUCCCCAUGAACAUCUCAAAGUUGUUGAAUUUUGGGGAAACUGGGUGGAUGUGGAAAUUCUUGACUAUUUUUGUGAAAAAUAGUGUUGCCCUAGAGAGAGUUGUGGUUGAUCAUCGUCAUCGGGAUUGUCCAGAUAAUCGUCCCCUAUGUGGUUAUCUUCUGGGGGAAGAUCCUGAUUCUAAAUUCUUUUUAAGGAAGGGAUCCGGGCAUUUUUACCUGAACAUGUUGAAUUCGUAUUUAUUUAGGAGAGGAGAUGUCCCCAUAACAAUCAAUCUAGAUAGGAGGAUCAAUGUUGCUUGA